Molecule: messenger RNA, 178 nt
Organism: Didymodactylos carnosus
Lineage: Eukaryota; Metazoa; Rotifera; Eurotatoria; Philodinida; Philodinidae
Source: the annotation of a GenBank genome assembly
AAUUGAUGAUGAAUUAGAAAUAAAACAUGAAAAUAUUGUAUUAUUACCAAGUGCAUUUUCUGAAGAUAUAAAUUCAGAUUUAAAUAUACAACAACGCUGGUGUAAUCAAACAUUUCCAAUAACGAUAAAUGAAUUAAGAUUAAAUAUAUUUGAUGGUUUAAAUGAACAAAUACAUUGA